GCUCCGCCCUGCCUCGCGCGCCAUUACCAGUUCUGCCCUAGCUCCGCCUUCCUCGCCGUUUCCGGAGCAGCCCGCUGGCAAUGGUGGGUGGGGCUGACUGCACACGUGGUGCGCGUACGCGUCUUAAACUCUAGGGUCCCCGCAGGGAGCGUGUUGGCCUUGGCCUUGUCUUCUUCUGCUACUCGCCCAGCUUCUCCGGGCCCUUAAUAGAGCGCGCGCGCCACCCGCCCCAAGAACUCUUAGACCGCCGCUUCCUCCAGCAUGGCUUCCCACCAGCUCGCCUUGCUUAGUGUCUCUGACAAAACAGGACUGUUGGACUUUGCCAAAAAUCUGAAUUUGGUUGGUUUGACACUAGUUGCUUCUGGAGGGACUGCAAAAGCUCUAAGAGAUGCUGGUCUCACAGUCAGAGAUGUUUCUGAACUGACAGGAUUCCCAGAAAUGUUAGGAGGACGUGUGAAAACACUGCAUCCUGCAGUACAUGCUGGAAUCUUGGCACGCAAAUCUCCAGAAGAUCAAGCUGACAUGGCCAGACUUGAUUUCAGUCUUAUAAGAAUUGUUGUUUGUAAUCUGUAUCCCUUUGUGAAAACUGUGGCUUCUCCAAAUGUAACUGUUGAGGAAGCUGUUGAACAAAUUGAUAUUGGUGGAGUAACUUUACUCAGAGCUGCUGCAAAAAAUCAUGCUCGAGUGACAGUAGUAUGUGAACCAGGAGAUUAUGAAGUGGUAUAUACUGAGAUGCUAAACUCUGAUACUAAAGAUACUACUAUGGAGACUAGACGGCAACUAGCAUUAAAGGCCUUUACUCAUACUGCUCAGUAUGAUCAAGCAAUAUCAGAUUAUUUCAGAAAGGAAUAUAGUAAAGGAAUAUCUCAGAUUCCUUUAAGAUAUGGAAUGAACCCGCACCAAAAACCUGCACAGUUAUAUACAGUGAAGCCCAAACUUCCUCUUACAGUUCUGAAUGGAUCCCCUGGGUUUAUAAACCUGUGUGAUGCCUUGAAUGCCUGGCAACUGGUAAAAGAACUCAGAGAAGCUUUAGGUAUUUCAGCAGCUACCUCAUUCAAGCAUGUCAGUCCAGCAGGUGCUGCUGUUGGAGUACCACUUAGUGAGGAAGAGGCUAAAGUUUGCAUGGUUCAUGAUCUCUACAAGAGCCUAACUCCAUUGUCAAUUGCAUAUGCAAGAGCAAGAGGAGCUGAUAGAAUGUCAUCAUUUGGUGAUUUUAUUGCUGUUUCUGAUGUUUGUGAUGUCACUACUGCUAAAAUUAUCUCCAGAGAGGUAUCUGAUGGUAUUAUUGCACCUGGAUAUGAAGAGGAAGCCUUGAAGAUUCUUUCCAAAAAGAAAAAUGGAAGUUACUGUGUACUUCAGAUGGACCCAUGUUACAAACCAGAAGAAGAUGAAAUUCGUACUCUCUUUGGAUUACAUCUAAGUCAGAAGAGGAAUAAUGGUGUUAUUGACAAGUCAUUAUUUAACAAUAUUGUUACAAAGCAUAAAGAUUUGCCUGAGCCUGCUAUCAGAGACCUCAUCGUAGCUACUAUUGCUGUCAAAUACACUCAGUCCAAUUCAGUGUGCUAUGCCAAGAAUGGUCAGGUCAUUGGUAUUGGAGCAGGUCAGCAAUCCCGAAUACACUGUACACGGCUUGCAGGAGAUAAGGCAAAUAAUUGGUGGCUUAGACAUCAUCCUCGAGUGCUUUCAAUGAAAUUUAAAGCUGGAGUAAAGAGAGCAGAAAUCUCUAAUGCAAUUGAUCAGUAUGUGACUGGCACGAUUGGUGAGGAUGAAGAUUUGGCCAAAUGGGAAGCAAUGUUUGAGGAAGUUCCUAAACUGUUAACUGAUACAGAAAAGAAGGAAUGGAUUGAUACAUUGAAACAAGUGUCUGUCAGUUCUGAUGCGUUUUUCCCUUUUAGGGAUAAUGUAGACAGAGCUAAGAGGAGUGGUGUAGAGUUCAUUGUGGCCCCCUCAGGUUCAACUGCUGACCAGAUUGUGAUUGAGGCUUGUGAUGAGCUUGGAAUUACACUCAUUCAUACAAAUCUUCGACUAUUUCAUCACUGAUUCUGAUUAAUGGAGUAUUUACAAAAAUAUAUUGCAAUAAUUGUGGAUAAUCGUGAUAAAGUGUAUGAAAAAUUCUAAUGGAUGUCUUGUAAAAACAAAUUUUAAUGCUUUAUCAUUCUCUGGAUUUUGAAACUUUUGAAAAAUUAUAUUAGAAAACUAUCAGAAAUCUAAAUCAUGAAAGUUUACAUAAUUUCAUCAUUGAGGAUUAAACAGCUACUGUAUAGGAUCUUCUCUAAUAUACAUCUUUAUGUAAAUGUUUAAAGGAAAAAUGGACCUUUUCAGUCUAUGUUUCAGCCUCAGGUUGGUCCUCCCUUCUAAUAGUUUUCUCUUCACAUGGAUCCUCUUGGGCUAACCUUUGAGCCUUUUGCCUAGAUUUUGUGCUGAAAUGCCUACAAAUAGGUGAUGAUAUUUCUGUUGUUUUUUACCUUAAAUUUUUUACUGCUUUAUAUCUGCAUAAAUUAAGUUUGCUUAAAGUGGACCUAAAGUGUAGAGGCAAAAAUACAACAACCUUGAAAUCUUUUAGUUUUCUGUGUUUCUUUAUAAAUGUAGACCUUUUGAUUUCAUUGAAAACUCCUGGGCUGUUGGAUGGCUCAGUGGAUGGUGAACCAGAUAGAAGAUCCUGGUUUCAAAUUUGUUCAAAUUUGAUCUGAGAUACUUCUCAGCUGUGUGGCCCUGGGUAAGUCAUUUAACCUUGAUUGCCUAAUCCUUACCACUCUUCUGCCACGGAAACAAGAAAGUAAGGGUUUAAAAAAAACAACUCCCAUUGAAAGUUGGUGAGAAAAUUCUUCCAGGACAAAUUAACCUGUCACCUAAGAGUAUUAGAAACAUUUCUGAGGUACUAAAAAGAUAAGAUUCUUGAUUGGGGUCACAUACCAAUAUGUUAAAAGUGAGAUGUAAACCAUUGUCUUAAUGACUCCUCAGGCCCCUCUCACCAUCUGCUAUUCCAGGUUGCAUUUAAUAAAUGCUUCCUCAUGAUUUAUACUUAAGAAAUUUUAAACUUUGUUGGUGCGAAGAAAAGCCUCAGGUUCUACUCAUGUAGAUGGCAUCUUUUUUUCCAAUGAACUCAGCUCAAGUGUGCCUUAGGUUGAGCUAUCUCAGUUCUCUAAACAUCCUCACAGGCAAGUAUAUAGCAGCCUCAUUUAGUCUAUGUCAGUAAUAUUGCCAAUUUUCACACAUUAACACAUUGAUUUGCAUACCACAUCCAUAUUUAAGUAAAACAUUCUUUGGAAUGAACAUUGCAGCAAGAAUUGUGACCUAGCCUAAUGGAGAAGAAAUUAGACCUCAGUGGUCUCUAAAUCAUUUCUAUUUUGGGUUUUGUGAAUGGAGUUUUAGCAUGUUUUUUUUUCUUUUUUUUGCAUUUUAAAAUCUUGCUGUUUAAAAUUCUCUUAUUCCUACAGUUCCUUUCAGUUUUUUAUGUGAUUUGUGAACUUUGAAUUAAAUGUCCAUGUUACUCAA
This is a messenger RNA of Monodelphis domestica (gray short-tailed opossum), 3495 nucleotides long. RefSeq names its product 5-aminoimidazole-4-carboxamide ribonucleotide formyltransferase/IMP cyclohydrolase (gene ATIC). The record is from RefSeq and is a predicted model, not a curated record. Gene Ontology annotation, cellular component: cytosol. Gene Ontology annotation, biological process: 'de novo' IMP biosynthetic process. Gene Ontology annotation, molecular function: phosphoribosylaminoimidazolecarboxamide formyltransferase activity; IMP cyclohydrolase activity. Lineage: Eukaryota; Metazoa; Chordata; Mammalia; Didelphimorphia; Didelphidae.